AUGUCAAGGACCGACAAUAGUGCUAACGAGAAUCCCCUUCAGGAAGACUUAAAACUGUGCGGCGACAAAAUAAACCUAGAAGUAAGGCCUUUAAACAAACUAAGCACGGCUAGUUCGAAGUGUUCCUUGCUGACGAAAUGUUACUCAAGGCCAGCGUCAGCCCUGCCAAUUUUGAAUUUGGACGGUAAGGACGAAUUGGAAAACGAAUUAUUAAAAAGCAAGAGGCCCUUUUCAGCAGGAUAUGUUCCCAAACGGUGCAAAUAUUUUUCCAAGGAGUACUUUCAGAGCAGCCUAGAAAGUAUAGAGGACGAGGUUUUACCCUCAUCGGAUAUUUUGAAAAACAUGCUAGAAGAACCCGUAAAGUCCUGGAGAAAUUUCAAACCAUCCAAUUUCAUGGAAACAACAGAUAGCUCGGAUUUUACGCAGAGCAAGGAUAAUAUCUGCGAAGAGAGUAGUUCUGUGUCUUCCGAAGAGCUUCCACAGAAUAAAACAGAUGCAGCGAACGCCGGUGACAUGAAAGAGUUUAAGGAUUCUUUGGACAUGGUGCCUGGCCUAACUUCUAAGCCCCCUCUUCCCAAAAAACCGGACGCUUCCAUCAUCAACCAACGGAAAGAGUUCUAUUCUGACUGCGAAACGAAUAUCGACAAGGGUAUGGAUGCGAUAACAGCUUACCUCACCUUGAAAUACGAAGCUAACGCGAGGAGUGAAACACCUAAAAUUGAAAAUAGAGUAGACGACGAUUACUUCGAAAAACUAAUAAAAUGCAAAGGCCAGAACUUCAAAGGAGGCGACGUUGUGGCUGUCGAUUACACUUUAAACCACUCGGGAAAUGGUUGUGAACUUGCCGAUGAAAAUAAAAAUCCAAAGCCGCCGACACCUGUAGACAGUUGUCUUCAUAAAAGUGAUUUUCUGUAUCAAAACUGGGUGAACGAGGAGGAAGAGGUUAUCGAAAGAGAGUCGCAGACGGACAAGUAUCUUCAAGAGUUAAAGAAAGGUCACGCUUUCCUCGACACGAACUUAACAGAUAACUCUAAAAUCGUAGAAAAGUGCGUGUCGCCUUGGGGUAAAAUAGAAAGUAUGCCGAAUCUCUCCGACAUAGACAUAGACAGGCUGUUCGGGGAAGAGAAGAAUGUUAAGUCGGCGACAUUUUUCGAAGAAAACAAAGCAGUCGAAACGCGUAAAAGUCACGUCAAGAAAAAUACGAAACCCGGCCCUUUGAAACCGAAACCCAAGUUUGUGGCGAAGCCCAUGAAAGGCGGAGUGGACUUUAAAGCAAAAUCGAAGGAGAAAGAAAUCGAUUCCUGGAUGACGCAGACCGUGGUCAACCCAGAAAGUGGAAAAGAUAUCGAUCUGAAGAAGAAAAAAGCCAAUUAUUUUGACAUUUUAAGCAACCUGGAGGAGAUCGAGUGCCCUGUUGCUUCUAAUGAGGCCCACAGUAAACAAGAAAGUUCUCCACAGGAAAACGAAGGACGGGCCAGUGAUAAUGGAAGUUUCGACGAUAUCGUGUCUAUCUUAGAAGCUCUGGAAAAUGAGGACAAAAAGUCUCAGAUGAAAAUGGAGUCUGUAAAACAAAUGGUUCACAACACCCUACAGGAUGGAUAUUAUGAGAAAAGCGAUAAGCAUAUUAAAUCUGAACGGGGAUCUCCCAACACCCUGUGUGGGUCAAAUUCGAAAGAGGAAAACGUUCCUAUAAAGAUAGGCGGGGUUUAUAAAAACGCCGCAACUGCCGAUUGCAGUGGAACAGAUCACGGACAGACCAAAGAGAGAAGUGUAACAUUUUCGCCUCAUAUAAAUGAAGAUUUUCAAAGCGACCUUUCCGAAAAAGCGAGUAAUAAGUCUUCGAACUACAGCGAACUUCUUUCAUUUCUCGACGAAGUGGACAGGAACUGUUCAAAGUCCCUUCAAUCCGCAAAAGAGAGUGCACUGUUAGCUACGAAAAUGGUUCAGUCAUCUAUUAAGUUAGAGACGCUUCCAAAGCUCGAGGACCUCACCGCCCUGUCGGCCGAAGAACUGGCCCAGCAAAUAAUCGAGCUCAGCCUCCGCGUCAAAGACAAGAACUCCUCGAUAUCCCUCCUGCAGGACGAGCUCUCCGCCCUCCGGGAGCAGAUCAUGAAGCAGAACAAGCAGACGGAGCAGGUGGUGAAGCAGAAGCUCAGACAGCAGAAGGACGAGUACGAGGGAGUGGUCAAGCGUCACCAGAAGUUCAUAGACCAGCUCAUCGCUGACAAGAGGGCGCUGAACCAGCAGUGCGAGGGCCUCAUACAGGAGAUGAAGGUGCUAGAGGACAGGUACAACACCAAUACGAGGGCGGUGGAGCACAAGCACCAGGUGGAGAUGAGGAAGCUGAAGGAGAUGCAGGCGGCUGGGGAGAAGAUGCGGAGGGAGCGGUGGAUCGACACCAAGACCCAGAAAAUUAAGGAGUUGACGGUGAAGAGCAUCGAGCCAGAGAUCCACAACAUGGAGAAGCGCCAGCAGCAGGAAUUAGCGGACCUGCGGGCCUUGCACAAACGCGAAAUAGAGGAUUUGGAGUUGAAGGCCGCCAGGAAGAUGCAGCAGCAGUGCGAAUCUCUGCGGGAGCAGCUUGUAGAGGAGAGGGAGAAGGCUCUGGCUCACGAGCGAGAAGUCAUGAGGCAGAGGUAUGAAAAAUUGGUGGAAACCGAAGAGAAAGGCUACCAGGAGCAACGCAGAAGGCUGCUAGCGGAUCACGCGAACAGGAUAAAGGAGUGCGAAGAAAGAGAGGCAGUCGCUUUGGCAGAAAAGGACAGGGCAAUCAAGCAGUCUCAGGACGAAUUCGAGGACAGAUUGCAAGUCAUCAUCAGGAGGCACUCCAACGAGCUCAGGCUGCUGAAGGAGUCGUCGCAGCUCGAGUUCGAGACGUGGCAGAGCAACUUCAGGAAGCAGCAGGCCAUCGCCGUGGCGGAAAAGGAGGCCGUCAUCAGGGAGCAGUGCCGGAAGGAGAGGGACAGGGAGAUCGAGGCGGUCAUAGAACGGCUGGAGAGCGAGGCGAGCGAGAAUAAGACGCAAAUGGAGCAGUCCAUGGAGAACAGAAUCAGGAGGCUCAAGGAAAAGUACGAGAAGGAGAUAAAAGAGCUGGAGUUGUCGGAAAAGGAGGCUAAUGAGAAAUACUGCGAGGCCAAAUCGAAACUGCUGGACUGCGAGGAGACGGUUAUAAGUCUGCGGGCAGGCAUCAAGCAGCUGGAACACCAGGUCGGGGAGCACAAAGAGCUCUCGGACAAGCUGACCGAGGAGAGAACCAAUUUGAAGGAAGCCGUUAAGUUAGAGAUGAAAGAGGAGGUGCAGGCCUUGGAGAAGGAGGUGGCGCAGCUGAAAAACUCCAGGGAUAGAGACUUGCAACAGCUUUAUUCCAGGGUGAAAGUUUCCGUGGCGAGGAAGGACGAAAUCAUGAACGAAUUGCAGGCCGAGAACAAGGCCCUGCAGGAAAAAUGCCUCUACUUGGAGAAUAUGCUUGAGCAACAGAGAAGGGAGUAUCUGAUUAAGUGAAUAUUUUUAUUAAUUGUGUCUUUAUACGUAGAUAGAUAUUAGAUAAGUUUAUAUGUAUGUGUCUUUUUUUUCUUUUAAGUGUUCUACAAAAUGUGGU
Messenger RNA from Anoplophora glabripennis (Asian longhorned beetle), 3598 nucleotides. It is a transcript of the gene dila, whose product is annotated as centrosomal protein of 131 kDa. The coding region runs from base 1 to 3501 and encodes 1166 amino acids. Gene Ontology annotation, biological process: intraciliary transport involved in cilium assembly; regulation of centrosome duplication; cilium assembly. Gene Ontology annotation, cellular component: centriolar satellite. Lineage: Eukaryota; Metazoa; Arthropoda; Insecta; Coleoptera; Cerambycidae. The transcript has 14 exons. The record is from RefSeq and is a predicted model, not a curated record.